AUGGAAGAUGAAAGAGAUUGGGGCCCCAAACCCUUCAGGUUUAUCAAUGCGUGGACUUUGCAUCCCAACUUUGCUCAACUCUUUACUACCUGCUGGUUGAAUGCUAGUUUUGUGGGUUGGGCUGGGUUUAUUCUCCAACAAAAACUAAAACACUUAAAGUUGGAAUUAAAGAAAUGGAAUACUGAAGUGUUCGGAAAUGUUUCAACCAAACUUAAGGCUUCAGAGGAUGAAUUGCAUGACCUUGACAUCAUUGCAGGGGAAAGAGAAUUGUUAUGCUCAGAAAAGGCUAGAAGAAGAGAAGUCAGAGGUGAAGUGUGGAGGCUCUAUAGAAGGGUGGAGUGGUUAUGGCAUCAACAGUCCAGAUUGAAUUGGUCUCUAAAGGGGGACAAAGAUACUAGGUUUUUUCAAGUUAUUGCAAGUUCUCGUCAAAGUAGAAACAUGAUCAAUUCUAUCUCAGUCAAUGGUGUAUCUUAUGAGGAACCUAGUAGGGUCAAGCAAGAGGUUUUCCUUCAUUUCAUGAACCAUUUCCAGGAAAAUUGGGUUAAUAGGCCUGCUUUGGGUGGGGAUUUCAAAGUAAUUGAGGGUAGUCUUGUCUCUCACUGUUUGAUAUCAAAUUUCAUUGAAGCAGAGGUUCUGGCAGCCAUUAAAGAGAGCAAUAGUAACAAAGCUCCAAGCCCAGAUGGGUUUAAUCUGUUGUGCUAUCAGAAAUUCUGGAAAGUCAUGAAACAUAAGAUCAUGUAA
Messenger RNA from Camellia sinensis, 741 nucleotides. RefSeq lists its product as uncharacterized. The record is from RefSeq and is a predicted model, not a curated record. Lineage: Eukaryota; Viridiplantae; Streptophyta; Magnoliopsida; Ericales; Theaceae.